CAGAGCAGAGCUGUAGGAGGAGAGGGGCUCUACUUGCAGAUGUCAAUUGCUAUGGGGUCAGAUAAGGAUGGGUUCAGAAGUUGGCAGUUUAAUGAUUUACUAUGAACGGCUUCCGCCUAUCUAGGCACUAUCGUGGUAACAUGCUGGCUCUUGCUCAUACCCCUGCUGCCUUCUUCAGCCUGCUUCCCUGGCCUUGUCUGUGUCCCUCUUCUCAUUAGUUUCAUACUCAUUUUAUCUGACAAAUCAUUUCGUUAAGGUGCCAGGAACAGAAAUCAUAAGGACUUGCCCUACAGAAGUCCUGAAGCGCGUCUGAAAAUAGAAUCGGAGAACAUGAGGGUAGGAAGGGACCUCGGGGUCGCAUCUAGUCCACCCCCUGCUCCAAGCAGGGCCAGCCCCAACUACAUCACCCCAGCCAAGGCUUUAAAAACCUCCUACCCGGGUCUUAAAAACCUCCAAGGAUGGAGAGUGCACCACCUCUCUGGGUAACCCGUUCCAGUGUUUUACUGCCCUCCUAGUGAGAAAGAUAUUAAAAAAAAACAAACUUAAACUUCCCUUGCUGCAACGUGAGCCCAUUGCUCCUUGUUCUGUCAUCUGCCACCGCUGAGAACAGCCCAGCUCCAUCCUCUUUGCAACCCCCCUGCAGGGAGUUGAAGGCUGCUAUUAAAUCCCCACUCAAUCUUCUCUUCUCCAGACUAAAUAAGCCCGGUUCCCUCAGCUGCUCCUCCUAAAUCCUGUUCCCCAGACCUCAAACUAUUGUCAUUGCCCUCCGCUGGACUCUCUCCAAUCUGUCCACAUCCUUUCUGCAGCCUGCCCCUCACAAUUUCUUUGCAACUCCUGCUAUAGCAUGAGCUUUCCCUCUCUGGGUCUUGCGUGCAGAAGAAUCUCAUGUCAAGCGGCAUUUAAACAAAAAAAAAAGUUUGGAGGCUUCCUGCUUGUAAGGAGCGGAGAGCUUGUGUGUGUGAAGUGAGCACCCCCUGAAGGCAGGAAACCAAAAGGCAGUGAAAAAAAACACCGUAUUUGAUUCUUUUUUUUUUUUUAAAACAACCUCUCAUGACUUUUAAGUCAAUGCUGUGAUUUGGCAGACGUGGGGGAUGAGGGAUGCUGAUGUGGCAAAGCAAAUGCAGGCAGGUAUGGGCUUAUGAGCGUGUUUCCAGUCUGACUGUAAGUGAUUUGUCCCUUGGAAGCGAGCCCUCAGCCCGCAGCGACACUGUUUCCCCCUCACCCGUUUGCCUCUCCAUCCUUCUCUGUGGCAUCACCCGCUUUUAGAGUUAGGAGACCCCUCCGGGCAGGGGUCUCGACUUCUUGCAUUGCUGGGAGGUGCCCCUGUGCCUGUGUGGUGCUGUGUACCACAAUAUAGUAUCUGCAUGCGAACGAGCAGUGUGGGAGGCAGAUGUUCCCUGACUGCAGGGAGAGACUUGGAUGUGAGCUGAACACGUGCCCCAGGGUGAAGCAAAGGACUCCGACCUGAAGGGCAGCGCUGAGGAGUGGGAAAGGUGGGUUUGGAGCCAGGCGGCACUUCACAGGACCAUGCACUAACAUCUGGGUUCUCGCCUUACAGCACGUGGAACGAGGCAGCUCUGCUACACCACGGGCCAGGCUGGGGGCAGGUGGAGAGUCCGUGUGCUGAUCUGCCUGCGGCCUGAUCUAGGGUUCACGGGAGGCACAGGAGAAAUCUCUUAAGACGUCUGGAAUUUCUGAGCCCCUGGAUCAGGACUCGGCACCCAGAUCUGGCCUGUGAAGGCUGGGAGGGGCAUCAGUGGCAUAUGGCUUGGCCUGGCAUGGCGCCCCAUCUGCUCCGUGCCGUGCCAGUGAUCCACCCUGCAGUGACUUGCCUCCCCACCCCAGGCCAGGUGUUGCUUACCUGCUGCACUGAGCCCUCAAUGCUGCAGGAAGAUGGGGAUGGGCUGCAAGGCAGGCGGAGGGCCCGGUGCCCCACUGCUGUCUGAUUGCCAACCUCUGCCCUGGGUGAAGGGAGGGGCAGUGAGUUUGCACCAAUUGCAGUAUUUACAGCCCGGCCCAGAUAAGCAGAGCACCUGACAGCCUGAGUGGACCAAGUUACUGCCCAAGUCCCUCCUUGGGGUCCUCUCCCUUCCUCAUGGGCUGGAGCCAGGCUUGAACUGGAUGAACCAGUCCUCAUAGCUUUGACAAGGCAGGGAUUGUUCCGCUCCUGUCUGGGCAGGCGUGAGCUUUGCUCUGGGGAGCUGGUAGGAGGCAGGAACCGGGGUCAUCCUCACAGGCGGGGGGAGACCUGGUGCUGGGACAGGUCAAACCCAGGGUCCGGACGUGAGAGCAGGACGUCUGCACCCCAGAGCUGCCUGCAGGAAAGCAGCUUCAGAUCCUGAGCUGCUCCAGAAAGCAACAGGCGUCCUCCGUGCCCGGCACAGGGCCAUGCCCAGCGGUGAUGGCCGAGGCCGACCUCCUGGAUGUGCCCGCCCUGGACAAGGCAGCCGGCGAGGAGUUUCUGCAAGAGGCCUUUGGGGUCAUCCUGGAGGAGGCCGUCAGGAGGGGGACAGAUGUCGCCGAGAAGGUCUGCGAUUGGAAGGAGCCUGAGGACCUGCGGCACCUGCUGGACCUGGAGCUGCGCGGCCACGGGGAGCCCCAGCCGCAGGUGCUACAGCGCUGCCGCGACAUCAUCCGCUACAGUGUGAAGACAUGCCACCCCCGGUUCUUUAACCAGCUGUUCUCCGGGCUGGACUAUCACGCGCUGGCCGGACGGAUGAUCACAGAGACCCUCAACACCAGCCAGUACACAUACGAGAUCGCGCCCGUCUUUGUGCUCAUGGAGGAGGUGGUGCUGCAGAAGCUGCGGGAGCUCGUGGGCUGGGGCAGCGGAGACGGGAUCUUCUGUCCAGGCGGCUCCAUCUCCAACAUGUAUGCCAUGAACGUGGCCCGGUACCACCGCUUUCCCGAUUGCAAGCGCCGGGGCCUCUGGGCGCUGCCACGGCUGGCUGUCUUCACGUCGAAGGAGUGCCACUACUCCAUCCAGAAGGGAGCUGCUUUCCUGGGCAUCGGCACAGACAAUGUCUACCUGGUCGGCGCCGAUGAGAGGGGCAAGAUGAUCCCGGCCGAGCUGGAGAAGCAGAUCAGCCAGGCACAGGUCGAGGGCGCUGUGCCCUUCUUUGUCAGUGUCACCUGUGGCACCACUGUCCUGGGGGCCUUUGACCCGCUCGUGGCCGUGGCUGACGUGUGUGAGCGCCACGGGCUCUGGUUUCAUGUGGAUGCUGCAUGGGGUGGCAGCGUCCUGCUGUCCCAAAAGCACCGGCACCUCCUGGCUGGGAUUGAGAGGGCAAAUUCGGUGGCCUGGAACCCCCACAAGAUGCUGACGACUGGCUUGCAGUGCUCAGCCUUCCUGCUUCGCAACACAUCUGGCCUGCUGCAUCGAUGCCACAGCGCCGGAGCCACCUACCUCUUCCAGCCUGACAAGUUCUACAACGUGGCCUGGGACACAGGCGACAAGACAGUGCAGUGCGGGCGCAAGGUGGACUGCCUCAAGCUGUGGCUGCUGUGGAAAGCCGUGGGCACCGAGGGGUUGGAGAAGCGUGUGGACCGCGCUUUUGCCUGCACCCGGUACCUGGUGGAGGAAAUAAAGAAGCGGGAGGGUUUCCAGCUGGUGAUGGAGCCUGAAUUCAUCAAUCUGUGCUUCUGGUUCGUGCCACCCAGCCUGCGUGGCAAGCAGGCCCAGGCCGACUACUGGGAGCGUUUGGGGAAGGUGGCCCCAGCCAUCAAGGAGCGGAUGAUGAAGGCGGGCUCCAUGCUGGUGGGUUACCAGCCACACGGCAGCAAGGCCAAUUUCUUCCGCCAGAUCGUCACCAGCCCCCUGGUCACCAGGCAGGACCUGGACUUCUUCCUGGACGAGAUCGAGAGGCUGGGCAGGGACCUGUAGGGAACCAAGCUCCCUGCCCUGUCCCCAUCACUCCUCCUCCAUGGGAUGCCCCCAGGACGCUUGUGCCCAUGAUACUUUCUACUCUGCCCAUGGAGGCCCAGCUCCAAUGCCAGUCCCAGCGGGGCAGGGGUGCUGGAGCUGCAGGGAGACACCUCAGUCCUUUGCAGAUACAAAGCCCGGUGUUUAUUGAGAAUAAAAAUCCUUUGUAAGUGGG
Messenger RNA from Alligator mississippiensis (American alligator), 4097 nucleotides. RefSeq names its product cysteine sulfinic acid decarboxylase (gene CSAD). The record is from RefSeq and is a predicted model, not a curated record. Gene Ontology annotation, molecular function: sulfinoalanine decarboxylase activity; pyridoxal phosphate binding. The transcript is spliced from 15 exons. Gene Ontology annotation, biological process: carboxylic acid metabolic process. Lineage: Eukaryota; Metazoa; Chordata; Crocodylia; Alligatoridae. The coding region runs from base 2402 to 3883 and encodes 493 amino acids. Gene Ontology annotation, cellular component: cytoplasm.